Messenger RNA from Meloidogyne enterolobii, 3232 nucleotides. The record is from the annotation of a GenBank genome assembly. Lineage: Eukaryota; Metazoa; Nematoda; Chromadorea; Rhabditida; Meloidogynidae.
UUUGUUUGUGAGUAGUAGUAGUAGUACUAAAUUCCAGCUGUCGAUUCUCGCUUACCCAUAAAGGAUUAAGCGCUAUAGGAAAGGAGGUCACCAGUCCAUCUUUUCUCCUCAUUUUGCAACUCGCUGUUAAAUAGUGAACAAUCCUUGUAACUCACAAAUUCUUUCUUUUUAGAGGCACACAUGCUCGGUUAGACAGCCUCCUUUUCUCAAAAUUUAGUAGCUUCAUUCACUAGUCAAAAACAAAGGGAGCUUUCGUUUAAAUUCCAAAUAAUAAUUUGUUUACAAAAAUACAGAUUUUGAAUUAUUGAUUUUUCAGCUAAAUUUAAUUUAUUCAAUGGGUGAUCUUUACAACCUAAAAUUAUUAUCAACAACAGCUACAACAACAGAUAACAACAAUUCCAACUUUUGGCCACCAAAUAUUGAUGAGCGCGUUGCGCAUUUAGACUUUGGAACGUCGACAAUGGAAGAUGUUGGCAAUACUAGCGCAUUAUUUGGUAGUGUAAUUGGUGGUGAUCCACGGCUUGUAUCAACUGAUUCUUUGGAUAUUGAAAUGCUUAGAAUGAGAUGUGAAAAUAAUAAACAGAAUGACUACAAAUUAACUUUCGAGGAUGAUAGUGGGCAGUGGACAACAAGUGGUAUUGGAGCAAGCUUUAUGACAAAUGCAAGUGCAAGUCCUACAGCAUUGCAAACACGGAAAGCUCUUCGAUGUUUUCGGGGAAAAGAAGGCGAACAGACAACUUAUAAUCAACAUCAUCCAAGUUUGAGAUUGUUAGAACGAUUAAAUUCUGUUGAUGAUGAAGAUUCAGCAAAAAUCAAUGAAAGGAGAAAGAUUGGCAGUGAGAAAUGGCGAGAUAAAAUAUUGGAUGAAAUAUUUAAUAAUAACAACGGCAGCACCAGCUUUUCUCAAAUCUACAAGAAUUCUAAUAAUAAAAAACCAUCAGCAAUAACCUGGGGAAGAAUUGGUUGUAAUUUUGAAGCGGCAGGAUCAGAAUCUAAUGAACAACUUUCGCGACCGCUAGCUUUUGAUUCUGACAAAGUUAACAGUUUACCUGUUUUGCACACUAAUACAAGUGGACAAAGCCAUGGACAAAGUAAAAAUAAUGCUUUCAUCAAAGGAGACUCUUCACCGGCAGUUGCUCCCUCUCAAAGUUCAAGAAGAACGCAAGCAAAAAUUGAUUUUAAUGAUGAUGGAAAUGAGGAUUUAAACAAUGAGUAUUCUGAAUUUUACCUUGGAGAUGGACGCUAUAUUGACAUGAAUCACAAUGAGAUUGGAUUUACUCCAAAUAACACAAAUCAAAUGAAGCAACAUGACAUCAAGCAAAAUCUUCAGGCUGCAAACAAACUUCAGAAAUGCGAGGACACUAAAAAACAACAAUUACCCAAUCGUCAAACUACUUCAUUGGCAUUAACAUCGUCGGCAAACAAUACUAAAAAGGAAAUGCCUAGAACCUUUGCAGAUCUUUCUCCAAGCAAAACUGCGCCAGAUUUACAAUUUAUUGCAUUGUCAUAUAAGGUUCCAUCAAUUACAAAUUCUUCAACAAUUGCCGCUACAGCUUCUUUCGAUGAUCUAUUGAAACAAGCAAAAGAAGGAAAUCUUGGCGCUGUUUUAGAAUGUUAUCCAUCAGAAAAGAUGCUUUUUGAAGCUGGUAGAGAUGAUAUUUGCGAGGAUGUAGCACCUGAUUCUGGGUUAGGAUCUUCACAUUCAGAAGGACCUUCACAUAUCGAAGAUUGGCAUUCACUCUCUGUGCUUUUGCCAAGACAUGUAGUUGAUGCCUGCUCCUUUUUCAAAACCAACAGUUUCCUUCUGGGUGUGAAUGAUAAUAACAUUGAUAAACGACGUUGUUACUGUUGCCAUGCCUCUACAAUUGGUUCUGGAAGAAGAUUUUAUGAAAAUAAAUGGCAAAAAUUGUUGAAUCAUAAACAGAACAAAAAUGAGUGUUGCUGUUGCGAUAAUGAGGCGUGUGUCAAAAGUUCAAUCGCAACAUUUAAUCCACAACGCCAUCGUUUGAGAAGCAACACUUGUUUGGCUUCAACUGUUACUGAUGAUUUGUUUUUCUCUUCUUAUCCAAUUGGAAGUUCUUCAACUUCGCAUGAAAAUUAUACACUGAAACGUCUCCAUCAACGCGAGUUGGCGAUUAUUGGCUUGCCGAUUUAUGAGCAAAAACGUGGAAUUGUUGAGCGUGUCGUCGCUGGUGUUGGAGAACAAGUUCGAGGAGCCCCUACAUCUGUGGUAUUGUUGGCAGCAUUGGAGGCUUUAUUUGUAGAUGGUCUUCAUUCAACUAUUCAACCAUGGGAUGUUAUUAGACAAUUAACGGGAAAAGGUUUACUAAAUUUUUUUGAAUUCAUCAAUUUAAAAAUUCGUUUAGGACCUGUCACGGCGUCAAUUUUUCAAUUAUGCGAGGAGCUUGAGGUUUCAGAGAAGCCGAAAAAUUCUCUUGUCAGUCAUUUCUUUCAAGGAUUAAUUGCGCUUCAUUCUGUUGAUUGCUGGUUUUCCUAUAUUGUGCUGAAGGAGCAUCAAUUACGUAAAUUUUAUCUUGAAACUUCUUUUCUUCUUGGAGCCAAUACUUCAUAUAGAUGCCUUUUUGCCCGUUUUAUUGACUAUCUAGAGUUAUUGUCAGUGCUCAAUCUUUGCAAUAGAAGAGGAUCAUUGUCGUCAAAUAAAAAAUUUAAUAAAAAACGCCGCCCAUUAGUGACAACAUCAUCUUUGGGAGUUUGUGAAAGAAAUGUUGCUGUUGAUAGUGUUGCGGCAAAAUUACCAAGUGAUUCACGUGUUCCAAAAAGCUCGUCAUUACCAUCAAGGAUAACAUUGAAUUCAAAUAAUGUUGCGGUCAAGGAUGAGAACCCUCCUCACAAUCAGAUAAAUAAAGGGGAAGGUGAAAAAAUAAAUGCGUCGGUUCCAAAAAAGCGACGAUCAAUGAUUCCAGUGCUCAGUUCGCGAAGCAAAUCAAAUGCCACAUCUUAUUAUCUUCAUGUUUAUCAUUCACGAAGUAGUUCAAGGCGAUCAACACCAAUGCAUAUUUGUAAUGUUAAAGAAAAUGUUUCUGAAGAAGCGACAAAAAAUAAAACAAAAAAAGGAACGCUUUUGAAUGCACAUAAAGGAGAACAAAUUGGAGUUAUUUCAGUACGUGGCCCAUAUUCACGAUGUGUACGUCUUGGUUCUGAAGAUGGAAAAUUAGUUUUACGAAAUGGUGUGAUACCUACUGACAAAUUAGAGUUUCUUCAUACUGACUAG